UUACGUUAACUGCAUCAACCAUCAACUCAUAACCGAUCGAUUAGAUCGCUUGUUACAUCAACCAUCAACCCAUAACCUCUUGGCGACGUGUCCACUAGUCAAAAUGGCCUCUUUGAAGGAGAUUUGUGAUGGUCUUCCUCUCGACCCACUGCCGCCAGCGAGGCCAAGAGAUAGCAACAUUGCACAUGCACCGGUUAGGGUGCCCAAUUUGACGCCCGAAGAGGAAAGGCUUGCUUUGCAAAAUGCACUGCGCUAUUUCCCACCGGAACUUCAUGGUGUCCUGGCACCAGAGUUUGCAGAGGAACUGCGAGAGUACGGCCACAUCUACAUGUACCGCUUUCGCCCAGAUAUUGAAAUGAGGGCAUAUCCCAUUGAUGACUAUCCGUGUAACACCAGACAAGCGGCUGGCAUCAUGCAUAUGAUGAUGAACAAUCUGGAUCCAAGAGUCGCUCAGUUUCCCCACGAGCUAGUGACUUACGGAGGCAAUGGGCAAGUCUUUUCCAACUGGGCACAGUUUCGUCUGGUGAUGCACUACUUGUCAGAGAUGUCAGAAGAUCAGACCCUGGCGCUGUACUCAGGCCAUCCCAUGGGAUUGUUCCCAAGUCACCUGGAUGCUCCUAGGGUUGUCAUCACCAAUGGCAUGAUGGUACCCAACUACUCUUCAAGGGACAAUUAUAAUCGACUUUUUGGCUUGGGUGUCACUAUGUACGGCCAAAUGACUGCUGGCAGUUUCUGCUACAUCGGUCCUCAAGGCAUUGUGCAUGGAACCACAAUCACCGUCCUGAACGCUUGUCGCCAGCAGCUGGGCACCAGUGAUUUGAGAGGCCGGGUCUUUGUGUCGUCGGGCCUGGGAGGGAUGAGCGGUGCUCAGGCCAAGGCAGCGGUCAUCUGCGGCUGCGUUGGGGUCAUCGCAGAGGUCAGCAAAGAGGCACUGGUCAAGAGACACAAGCAAGGUUGGGUGAUGGAAAUGAUUGAUAACUUGGAUGACUGCAUCGAAAGAAUCAAGCAAGCAAGGAAAGAGAAGAAGGCUCUCAGUAUCGGUUACCAUGGCAACAUUGUGGACAUUUGGGAGAGAGUAGCAGCCGAAUAUGACAGCACGGGUGAGCUGUUGGUGGACCUGGGCUCAGACCAGACCUCGUGUCAUAACCCCUUCAAUGGCGGCUACUACCCCGUACAGCUGAGCUUUGAUGAGGCUAAUGUCAUGAUGGCGCAGGAUCCAGUCCGGUUCCGCAACCUGGUUGAGGAGAGCUUGCGUCGUCAGAUCACUGCCAUCAACAAGCUCGCCGAUCGAGGCUUGUACUUCUUUGACUACGGCAACGCUUUCUUACUGGAGGCUAGCAGAGCAGGUGCUGAUGUAAAAAAAGAAGGUGAUCAGACCGGAAACAGGUUCAGGUAUCCCUCGUACGUCCAAGACAUCAUGGGUGAUAUAUUUUCACUUGGGUUUGGCCCCUUCCGAUGGGUCUGCACGUCAGGUGACCCCAAUGACCUCGCCACCACGGACGACAUAGCGACCACCGUGCUGGAAGACUUCAUCAAACAAGGAGUUCCAGAGACAACCAAACAGCAAUAUGAAGAUAACAUCCGUUGGAUCAAGGAGGCUUCCAAGCACAAACUAGUUGUCGGUUCCCAAGCUCGGAUCCUCUACUCAGAUCAGCGGGGUCGUAUGGCCAUCGCGUCGGCCUUCAACCAAGCCGUCAGCGAGGGCAGACUUCGCGGACCGGUCAUCAUCAGCAGAGAUCACCACGAUGUCAGCGGUACCGACAGUCCCUUCCGCGAGACAUCCAACAUUUAUGACGGCUCGGCUUUCUGUGCAGAUAUGGCCGUGCAGAACGUGAUAGGUGAUUCCUUCCGCGGUGCGACCUGGGUGGCCUUGCACAACGGGGGCGGUGUGGGCUGGGGCGAGGUCAUCAAUGGAGGGUUCGGUCUCAUGCUGGACGGCGGAGAGAGGGCGGAGCAGAGGGCUAAAUCCAUGCUAGCCUGGGACGUCAGUAACGGGGUUGCUCGGCGGAGUUGGUCAGGUAACACCAAAGCCCAGGAGACCAUCUGCCACGCCAUGCAGGCCAAUAGCAAGCUCAAGGUGACCUUGCCCCACAACGUCCAAUCAGACGUCCUGGAUCGAGCCUUCAGAAAAUAACUAGGCUGGAGGGUCUCUCGGAAUGUAACUAGGAAAGGGUCUCUCAGAUACUAAGCAGGCUAGGGUUCUUGCCAAAACUAACUAGGCUAGGGGGUUUUUCAGAUUAUUUGAACACGGCAGGAAACCUAUUCAUGCAAUCAGAAUGCAUUGUAUUCAUUUCUCGUUAUUAAGAAAUCGUGUUGAAAAUGUUUGUCUUUCAUAUGUGUGUUGAGCAAAUUUCUCAGACAUAUGGCCCACUUUGUAGACCAAGUAAAAAAAA
Molecule: messenger RNA, 2393 nt
Organism: Patiria miniata (bat star)
Lineage: Eukaryota; Metazoa; Echinodermata; Asteroidea; Valvatida; Asterinidae
Gene: uroc1
Product: urocanate hydratase-like
Exons: 18
Coding region: 104-2134 (676 amino acids)
Biological process (GO): L-histidine catabolic process
Molecular function (GO): urocanate hydratase activity
Source: RefSeq, a predicted model, not a curated record